AUGCCCCAGAACGUGGUCCUGCCUGGCCCCGCGCCCUGGGGCUUCCGGCUCUCAGGGGGCAUCGACUUCAACCAGCCUCUGCUCAUCACCAGGAUCACUCCCGGGAGCAAGGCGGCAGCCGCCAACCUGUGUCCUGGGGAUGUCAUCCUGGCCAUUGACGGCUUCGGCACGGAGUCCAUGACUCACGCGGACGCACAGGACAGGAUCAAAGCGGCGGCACACCAGCUGUGUCUCAAGAUUGACAGGGCGGAAACUCGCUUAUGGUCGCCACAGGUAACUGAAGAUGGGAGGGCUCAUCCUUUCAAAAUCAACUUAGAAUCGGAACCACAGGAUGUGAACUACUUUGAACACAAGCACAAUAUUCGGCCCAAACCUUUCAUAAUCCCAGGCCGAAGCAGUGGAUGCAGCACUCCGUCCGGUAUUGACGGUAGCAGUGGACGUAGCACCCCUUCCUCCAUCAGCACUGUUAGCACUAUUUGCCCCGGCGACUUGAAAGUUGCUGCUAAGAUGGCCCCUAACAUUCCUUUGGAAAUGGAGCUUCCCGGUGUGAAGAUUGUACAUGCUCAGUUUAAUACUCCCAUGCAGUUGUACUCAGAUGACAAUAUUAUGGAAACACUGCAGGGUCAGGUUUCCACAGCGCUAGGGGAAGCACCCGCCAUGAGUGAACCCACAGCCUCGGUGCCCCCCCAGUCGGACGUGUACCGGAUGCUCCAUGACAAUCGGGAGGAGCCCUCCCAGCCCCGCCAGUCGGGCUCCUUCCGGGUGCUCCAGGAGCUCGUGAAUGACGAGGACCGGCCCUCGGGCACCCGCAGCGUGAGGGCGCCCGUCACCAAAGCCCCGGGCGCGGGCGGCGUGCAGAGGAUGCCGCAGUGUGACAAGUGCGGGAGCGGCAUCGUCGGGGCCGUGGUGAAGGCGCGGGACAAGUACCGCCACCCCGAGUGCUUCGUGUGCGCCGACUGCAGCCUCAACCUCAAGCAGAAGGGCUACUUCUUCGUGGAGGGCGAGCUGUACUGCGAGGCCCACGCCCGCGCCCGCACGCGGCCCCCCGAGGGCUACGACACAGUCACGCUGUACCCCAAGGCCUAA
Molecule: messenger RNA, 1086 nt
Organism: Pipistrellus nathusii (Nathusius's pipistrelle)
Lineage: Eukaryota; Metazoa; Chordata; Mammalia; Chiroptera; Vespertilionidae
Source: the annotation of a GenBank genome assembly